Acanthoscelides obtectus is the source of this 235-nucleotide messenger RNA. NCBI's taxonomy places the organism in Eukaryota, Metazoa, Arthropoda, Insecta, Coleoptera, Chrysomelidae. The record is from the annotation of a GenBank genome assembly.
GCAUGUGUCAUAGGGACAACCUGUCGUGACAUGCUCGUAUAUCUCUCAACCGUUGUAAACUCAGAUGGAUGCUGAUGCAGUCAAUUUUUUGCAUUGGGAACAGGACAUGGAUGCUGACGGUAGAAGAAAUCAUCAGUAUGUGCCUAGUCAUCGGAGAGAGACAACGGAAAGCAACCAAGCGAAAAUAGGUCCACUGAAAAAACUAGCAUAGAGGUGUGCAACGAGGUGACGUGAC